ACACAAAAUUUAUUCUUGCAUUAUUUAAACGCCAAUUUCAAGACAGUGAAAGAACAUCUUCUGCCACUGUGACUGAACAAGUCUUUGCUUUCAUACUGUUUCUUCCAGCUUCCUUUAGUUACAGAGGGGGCUCUCUUACCAGGAAAAAAGAAAUUAAGUAUUUUAAACUGUAGGAAUCUAAAAUGUCCCUCAGUGGCAUAAAGAUUAUUUUAAGCUAAAACCAUCUGAACAAACAGCAGCCAUGAGAGCAGGAGGCGGGCGGACCUUAUCUAAACUUCUUUUGCUGAGUUAAGCAGGACCUCCCAGAAAAUACCAGCCACCAUAAUUCCCUCUCUGAAUGAUUUACAGCUGGAAAAAAAGACUAUUAUCACUGGAAUUAGUAAUUGCUUAAACUUUAUCUGAACCAAACUUUCCACUCGUUCUUCCAUAGAAGCCCUUUCUCCCCCUCCUUUCUCCUUAUUCAGUGGAUAUAUAAACUAUCUUUGGCUGAUUGAGUAGCCGUUUCAUCUAAAGGAUCCAGAGUGACUACACAAAUUUUGUCUUUUCUCCUAUUAAUAUGUCUACUGUCAGUUAAUUUGCAGACCCCCAAACACUGGACCCAAAUCGAAGGAGGAAAAAAUAUUUCCUUCCAUAGGGGAGAAGAUAAUUAUUUUCAUAAUCAUCACUAGGUACAUGACUGAGGCACCUAUAAUAAAAACAUACUAACAAGAGAAAAGCUCACAAACUUAAGUUUUACAUGACACAGGAGCCUUCAGAAAUGAAGACUCAAAGAAAUGGUGAAACUUGUGUAUUUUUAUGCUUAAAGAGUGGACAGUUGUACAGAAGUAUAAUUGGACAAAGGGGGUGUGAUCUAAUGGUAAUAAACUGGGGAGAGCUUAGCAACACUUGUUUGUUCACGUUCUUCUCGGUGUCCCUGUGUCUUCAGAGAUAAGGAUAUUGCUUUCUUCCAGGAAUAGGAAGGGCACCUCUGGAAUGAGGGUCUAUGGCCUACUUCAGGAAAAAGUCAGCUAGAUUUUAUGGCCUGUUUCAGGGCAAAAGGGCAGGGGAGGGUGAAAGUGACCUUGCUUCUGCUGUUUUCUCAAAUGCCAAGGUGCCAUAUUUUGGGGUAGCAUGCUCUGAACCUCAUCACUCCCAACAAAACAGGCAUGUACUUCAGAGAAUGGGAUAGAAGAACUGAGAAAUCAAAUGAGGUUUGUGGCGCCCAGAUAUUAAUAACAGCAGAAAGCAACUACCACUUCUAGGCUGGAGCGGCAAAGGGACCUCAAGGCACAUAGCCGAAGCUGCCCCCACAGAGAGCCCCUCCAGCAAGAAAUGGAGCCCCAGGGGAGAUGCACCAGUGGUCUGCUAGGCAGUUCAAGGCAGAAAGCAAUGUGGGAAAACUCUCCCUUCUUUAUUCUGCCAGGGUUCUCUAUUGGUCGAGUCUCACCCAAAGCCAGCUGACCCAGGAAUGUGGAAAAUGCAGAUUCAGGAGCUGGCCCCUGCAAGUCAUAGCAGGGCAGAAAAAGGGUAUGGAAUUGCUCUAACUGCAAACUGGCCAAGGACUGGCAUAGUAAAGGAUAGAAGUUAUGAUGUUAGAGUUGACAAAUAUUAGCAAUAGAGAGGACUGUUAGUCUUAUAUAUGUUUGUAUAAAUAGAACAUGAAUCUACAAGGUCAGCUUUAUGGGGACAUGGCCUGUGUAGCUGCACGGGGUUCCAUACUUGGUUUAAUGUUCUGCUGUCACUGUCUUGAAAGUUUUUAAUUUUUUUUUCUUUUUUGAGACAGGGUCUCACUGUGUUGCCCAGGCUUGUCUUGAACACCUAGGCUCAAGUGAUCCUCCUGCUUCAGCCUCCCAAAGUGCUGGGAUUGCAGGUGUGAGCCACCACGCCUGGCCGAAAACUCACAAACUUCCUUAAGUUUUACAUGACACAGAAGCCUUUAGAAAUGAAGACCCAAAGAAAUGGGGAAACUUUUUAAUUUUUGAACAAAGGGCUGUGUGAGUUUUCAUUUUGUACUGGGGCCCAUAAAUUAUGUAGCUAGUCCAGAGGAUCAAUAAUCUACAACUUAGAGUUGUGGAAUGCAGAGAAUGUAGCUCUGCUGUCCUCUUUUCUGGAUAGAACUAGGACAUUGGAGAAGUGGUGACCCUGAAGUUGACUUCAAGGGCUGGGCAAUAUUGUCAGCCAGGAUUCAGGGACAAGAGCACAUGGGUAGAAAAGGAAAAGGGAAAGGACUAGAAGAGAAGGGACUCUUAGGCACCCAUAGAAGGUCAUCUCAGUGUGGACUGAGAUGCAACCCAAUAGCUAUGAGUAAAUAUUCUGCUCCAUGUUCUGGUUUCCCAAGUAUGUGAGGUCUCCCACUAGGAAGACAGUCUUUUUUGAUAAAUGAUAAUGCCUUCCCUCUCCAGAUAUUGCCAUGCAUAAUAAGUAAAAUUAUGAUAAUCAUUUCACAGAAGAGAACAGAAGAUCCAAUGGAAACUUUUUAUAAAGACAUCUAACCUCAAGUUUUCCAUUUGAAAGCAGUUUGGUAUGAGGAUUUUAAAAGCUGUAAUAAAGACUAAAAUUUUACUAUGCAGAACCCUAAGUAUACAGUCCUUCCUCAAUGUCCACAGAGGGUUGAUUCCAGGACCUCUCUCAAUACUAAAAUCUGUGAUUCAGUUCCUUACAUAAAAUGUCAUAGUAUUUACAUAUAACCUACCCACAUCCUUCUGUAUACUUUAAAUCAUCUCUACAUUACUUACAAUACCUCAUACAAUGUAAAUAAUUGUUACAUUGUUUUUUAAUUUUGUAUUUUUAUUCAUUUUUUUCCCAAAUAUUUUUGUUAUACAGUUGGUUGAAUCUGCAGAUGCAAAACCCACAGAUAGGGAGGGACGACUGCACUUGAUUUUGGAAUUUCCUAUGCUACUAAGUUCUUCUCAUUCCUGUUCUACAAAUUGUUCAACAGUUAUGGGUCAUAAAAGUUUCAAAUUCCUGGGCCUAUAACCAACUUUAACACCAUCUGUCCUUAAAGUGGGCCGAAGGCAGUGGGUGCCUGCCAGUGGGCUCCAGGUUCAGACCAGAGGCCGGACUCUUGAAUUUUUAUCUUUAUUUUACUAACAUCCUAGUAGCAAUGUUUAUUUUGAAGGUAGUAAAUGUCAUAAUUCUAUAGAGUCUACCUUUUAAUAUAUAUUGAGGCCAGGUCUGGUGGCUCACACCUAUAAUCCCUGCACUUUGGAAGGCUGAGGUGGGAGAAUCACUGUAGGCCAGGAAUUCAAGGCCUGCUUGGGCAACAUAGGGAGACUCUAUCUCUAUUAAAAAAAAAAAUGAGCUGGGUGUGGUGAUGCACACCUGUAGUCCCAGCUACUCCUGAGGCUACGGUGGGAGCAUCACUUGGGCCCAGGAGGUCAAGGCUGCAGUGAGCUGUGUUCACACCACUGCACUCCUGCCUGGGUGACAGAGUGAGACUCUGACUCAGAGAGUGUGUGUGUGUGUGUGUGUGUGUGUGUGUGUGUGUGUUGUUUUUACUUAACAAAUCUAUUUAAUGUUUACAAUCAACUAGGCAUUAUUCUAACUGCUUUACAAAUAUUGGCACAUUUAAUUCUCAUGAGAACUCUGAGGACAUACUACUUCAUUUUACAGAUGAGGAAACUGAUAUAUAAAGUGAGGCAUAAAGUGAAUGUGGAAUGAGCCUGAAGUGCUUAUGAUAACUUUUUAUAAAUUCUGCUAGUCUUAAACUGAUUUUCCUUUUACUAAGGGUAUUUACAAAGAGAAAGAAACAAGGAUAAUUUCUGUAUCUUUUACACCUCUUUUACUUAAAUUCUAUUUUAUAAAAGCUCCUCAGAAUACUUGACCUGAGCUGCUCAUCCAAACUGCCAUAUUAGUCACACUCUAUGCAUCAUACCUACCAUUCUUUAAUGCAUUGUAUUCAAAUUCACCAGGUCCUUCUUUAAACACACAGAAAGCAAAGAUUAAUGGAAGGUAUCUGCACUUGGUUGGAAGGAAGCUACUAAGGGAGACACACAAGUAAAUAGUUGAACUGUGUGUUCGCAGACAGGAAGGAACACUUUACCCCUCAAAGUGCAAGAACAGUUGCAGGAAGGCUUCCUUGAUGGGUGAUCCUUGCAUGAAUCUUGAAGGGGAAAUACGUAGUUCACCAGGCAGACAAGCAAAGGAAGACUUUCCAGGACUGUCAGGUACAGAAGCACAAGCAUAACAAAAGUAUAUGAAAUCUGGGGAACUUCAGGUAGCAGUCCAACGUGGCUUAUGGGCAGGCUAUGUGUGGUGAUAAGACAUAAUUUUCAAAAAAGAGAAAAUAAUGGCUGUCAUGGAUGAACACGUAUUAGAUUAUAUUCUCCCAUCAGGCAGAUUUUAUAAACAUUGGUUCAAAGGAUAAGUCCAAACAACAAACAUUCUAGACCAGGAAUGAAAUGAAUGUGGAAAUGGAGGCAAAACUAGCUUCUUCCACAGUGAAAAUGGGAAGUCAAUUAAACUUCUAUUGGACAGAAUUUGGAUUUCUAUAGACCGUUAUUUUGUGUUGCUAUCGCUUAUCUAUAAUUUACAGAGUUGUAAAAUAACUCCCAUAGAAUCAGAAUCAGAUAAUUCAGAAGGGUGACUUCUAUGUAGUUUUCCAUCAAAGCACAACUUUUACCCUACAGUGGCAGUAAGAGAAAACUAGUUAAUUUUUCAGAGGCCACAUCAGAUAGGGUCGCAGAUACCACACCAGAGUUUGGAUUUCUGUUAGUUUUAGUCUUUGAGCAAAAGAAGUUCAUGAAGGGUCAAACUGAGAAGUGCUAGGAUCUCCUGUCAUCGGAGAGGCAUGGCCUGGCAAGGAGGUGGACGUUUGACUGGAAUAGCUCAAGGAUGGAUUCAGAGGCUUGAUGCAGUAGGUCAGUCAAGAAAGUCUGAGGGCCAGAGCCACGGUAAUGGCAAAUGGGAGAGUGGCUGACAAACAAAAUACAGUCAAGUAGAUCUAGUGAAAGUGGAUGUGAGGGAUGAAGUAGAAAGAAGGUUGUCUCUGAUGGUUUCUAGGUUUCUGGCUUAAACAAUUAGGCGCAUGGUGGCGAAUCCACCUAUGUGAAAGCAGCAAGCUUGUGAGGAGCGAUGAGCUGGUUUGCCCAUCUGAGUGUGAGGUGCCUGUGGAAUAUGGAAUAUCCAGGUGAAUAUAUCAGGAAGACAGUUAGACAGGGGCUUCUAGGAGACUUGGUGUGGAGUUACAAGCCACUGACAGUGGCCUUUGCGAGCAGCCAAGGCGCGAAGAGCAGCAGCUGGGAGAAUGAGCCCUGAACGGUUCCAGGAAGCUCAGCCUAGUGGAAGGGCCAACGGAGGCCUGUGAUGUGAUGAGCUCCACUACAGUCCCUUGCAAUGCAAUCGGGCGCGGCCACUGCCUCCCUCGGAGCUCCGCGAGAGGCCCUCCAAAAAGACGCUGGCACGGAACUCGCGGCUCUCCUGCCCGUUGGAUCCCGAAGCACCAGUCGGGGCCCCAGACACGAGGCCCCACUUCCGCUUACGCGCCCCACUUCCGCUUCCGGCCCCGGGCUGUGGUGACUGGCGGUGUGGGGUGGGUCAGAGGGCAGUAGGUACCUCCAGGCGGGAGCAGCGUUUGAACCGCGGUGGGUUCCUGCGAGCUGGUGCAGAGGGGCCCCGGCGGGCCGGCCCCGGGGCACAUGCGACGACCUCCACCCCUGGGCCCCACGACGGCCUCAGGGCCUGAAGGCAAUGUGCGAAACCUGCAGAAGCGGCAGGCGCCAGGGCCAGGCGCGGCGGGAGGCUGCGGCCCUGAGGCCGGGGGGCGCCGGGAAAAUAAGCAAAAGAGGAGAAUGGUGGCCCGGGCCACCCCUGGGAGAGGCGAGGUGGAAAGUGAUAAGUCGGUUGCAGCAUCAGGGGCUGGAAAGGCCGCAAGGCGUCGGGUGGAGGGGCGCAGGGGCCAGGUGAGCCCGUCAGACUCGUCAGACCCGCGAGGCCUAGAAGCAGCAAAGGAGGCUGAACUCCCCUUGCAAACGGAAAGACACACCAAGGAAAAAAGAAAAGUUACUGAAGCCUCAAGUGAUGAUCCACAGCCAGGGCUUGACUUGGUAAGAAAGGAAUCAUUAACCAGUUCGGAAUCUUUCCAAACAGUGGAAUGCUUGCAGUCUCUGGGUAAGGAAAGUAUAAUAGAAGGUAUUAAAAGAAGAAUUCGAAAUAAAAAACUUAAAAGCUUAGAAAACCCACCUCUCAAAAUAACCGAAAAUGAGGCUACACAAAAUAUUAAGGUUGAAUUCCAAGAUGAACUGUACAAGAAUACUCCAAAAUAUUCUUGUAACAUCUUGUCACCUGAAGUAGAAAAUAAUUCCGUUUUAAAAUUACGUGAUUGCAAUUGUUUCCCCCAUUCCAAGGGUUGUAAUGAUGAAAACAACCUGCCAUAUAAACCUGAUGGUGGAUGUAUGCAUGUAGCAGAAAAUUUCUCAAAGAAAGAAAACCUUAGGAGUCUUGCAGAGAAGAGUGAUACAAAUAGUAUUCCUCAGCUCUUACAAACAGAAGAAAAUGUAAUGGAAGUAAAUAAGUUACUACCAGAAGAGAGUGAUUUAUACCAAAGUAAAACCAAUGGCUUGCUUUCCUGCCUUCAACAUGAAAAAAAUAAAUAUUCAAUAGAGGAGAGCAGUGUUGGGCGAAAACCCAGGAAAAGGAUGAAGUUGUCUGAAAAAGCAGAUGAAACAGUUACUGAGAUGAACUUCUCUAAUGAGUAUAACAAGUCUGAGUUGAUGUUGCAAGAAAAUCAAAUGAUUGCUGAUGGUAAAGAAGCAGAGACUAAAAGUCCUUUAAAUGUUUUGAGAAAAGUAAGCCAUAAUACAGUCUCUUUGAUGGAUCAUUUAUUAAGUGUCCCAGAAACAGUAGAAAAAGAAACAAGUUCUGAACAUCAUGUAAAUGCUGUGUUUCAGAAAACCAUUGAACCACUUUUGAAAGAAGAAACAGAGAGUACUUCAGAGCCAUUAGGAUAUGAAAGCAUGGCAUCGAAAGAGGAUUUUAAAUCGAUGAAAAGCUUCAUAGGGAAAUCACCUAAUGAGUACCAUAUUGAAAGGAGAUCUUCACGGGAAGACUUAAGAAGUGCAUCUGAAGAAUUGAACUUAAGCUGUCAGAGAACAAUACCUAUGACUGGUAAAAGAACCUGGCCCUGUUAUUCAUGUGCUAGAAUAUCUGCCUGGUGUUGGAAAAAGGCUUCCUUGCCAGAAUCAAGUUACUUUUUUCCUGGGUCUCAGGAAAGUUAUAGGCAAGUUGAUGUCCCUAAACACCAAACAAACCAGACCCACUUAACUGACUCCAAAUUAUUAUUACAAAGUUCCUUAACAGAAACAAACACUGAAUCUUCAAGUAAAGAAAAAUUAGAUUCUAAUUCUAAUUGUUUGUCUUCAGUUUCUGCAGUAGAACCUACUUUAAUGGUUAUAAAGGAACCUAUAAUCAAGGAUGAUAAAAAGAUAAAAUCAGAGGAACUGAGCAGAAGUGGGUCAGAGGUAAUUUCUAACACUACUGAAGAUACUCAAUUAACCAGUGAGACUCAAAGCUUAACGGGAAAUAAAAAAAAAGCUAGAGGAAAUUUAAUGAAACUUAAUUUGACAGCGACUUCCAAAGAUGGUCAGGAAGCAAAUAACUCUGCAGGCAAAACUAUUCAUCGAAAAGCAUGCAUUGCUCAACAAACAUUUAUAGUUCCAGACUUGGUUAAAAUAUUGAACACAGGACGGCUGACUAAUUUUAAAAUUCCUUUACUUAAGAAUAAAACAGAAAAAAGAAAAGAAGUAAAUGCCAAGUCAUCAGAGAGAGAAGCUUACAGUCCUCUAGAACUUCUGGACAAUUUAUCUGGAGCAGACAUAAGACAGAACAGGAGUAAAGAAAAUGUCUCCAUGACGAUGUUAGGACCUCAAACUUUGAGCAUACGAAAUAGUGUAACUCCAGUGCAAGCUAGUUCUGACUCAUUCUACAAUAAGAAAUCCUAUAGUAUUUCUCCAAGCUUUACAAAGCAAGGUAACAAUAGCAAACCAUCUAAUCACGUCUCUGAACCAGGCAAUAUUGUUUCUAAUAAAGAAGUUGCUUCUCUCACAGUUGAAAAUAAUGCUUUUUCUUGUGAUCCUGGGUAUGUAGAGAAAAGUCCUUCCUUCUGCUGUAAUGAACAAGAAACAUUCCGACCAGUGUCCAGUGAAGUUAGGGGUAGAAAAAUAACUAAGAAUUUUUCAGAGGUAGGGUUUCCAGAUAUUCUUAAAGCAUAUGAAGAUGACAUCCUCUUAAUUGAUGUAAUUCAAGAUGACCCAGACCUCUUUGGAGUCUCCAAUGAAGGGGAGCUCUCAUUUACUUCUGAGGUCCCAAAGAUAAGCCAGGAGGAGCCCAAUGUUGCUGGAGAGCACCAAUCAACAGACUCCAAGUACAUGGAAACUCCAGUAAAAAAAGAACCAAGUGAUGACUUAAGAGAACUUCCUGUACUGGACUGUGGAUGGAUAAAGCCAGACAUCUGUGCUUCCAACUCAGCAGAAAGUGAAAUAAAACAUGAUCCCAAAGAUGUAAACACUUCCUUAGGAGAAGUUGCUAAUGAGACCUCUGAAAAUGAAACACUGGGAGACUUCAGUGAACAAAUAAAAGGUUCAGACUUGGAUGAAAAGCAUAGAUUUACAGACAAAGUGAUUACCAAAGAAGAAAAAGAAAAUAUUUAUGAAGUUUGCAAAAGCAAAGAUUCUAGAAAUGCAGACAUUAUGGUUGGCGAAUGUCAAUUUGCAGUACCAGUCCCGAAACCUCUGUGUUUAUUAGUACCUCCUUUGAAUCUAAGUGGUCGUCAAGAAGACACAAUACUGAAUACCUGGAUGAAUGAUUUCAGAUUUCUGGGAAAACAUUCUGUCCUAAAGCUGCAGAAUCCUGAAACUUGUGAAAUAUUCAAGAGGGAAAGAAAUGUGGGGGUGUUCCAGAAGUCCCUAGGGUUGAUGAUACCCUAUAAAUAUUGCAAAUUUCAUUUUAAUACAUUACGUGGCUGUGAGCGACCACUGUGCAAGUUUGCUCAUGUGCCUGAACAAGGGGAUGAAAAGGUUUGCAUGGAUGUGUUUAAGAAAUAUAUAAAUAUCAAUGAACUGUGUUUGCUACAGCGUGCAGUAAACAUAUUUAUGGAGUACUACAGAAAGUUUCCCCCAGGUGUAUACUUUGAUUUACAAGUGCUAAAUGACCUUCUAAAUUCUUUACUCAAACAUUGUUUGUUGAAAGAAGUAUUUCAGAUAGUGAACCUCAGCAUAAUGGUUAAAAUGCUGCCUUCUCUGAAAAUAUUACUAAACAUAUUUGAGUAUGUGGCAACUAUGAAAUUAAGGAAUGCUGUACCUGCUUUAAUUGAUAUCUUUUGCAAGCUUGUUGAAGCCGGGAUGGUGCUUGACCCAGAGCACUUUAACUAUAUUGUUAAGCUUUUAUACCAAGUACAAGCUUCCAAACAAGAAAUAACUGCAGUUCUGGAAAUGAAAUCCAGGUUACAGAUGAGACAAUUUAAAAAGAACUGGAAGUGUGAUUUACAUUCAGCCUUGAAUAAAUUAGAGCAUUGUAAAGAAAAAGGUGACUGGACCAAAUUGGGAAAAUUAUACAUUAACGUAAAAAUGGGCUGUGAAAAAUUUGCAGAUUUCCAGACAUUUUGUGCUUGCAUUGCUGAAACACUCACAAAAAACUAUGAAGAUGAAAGACCAGAUAUUCCCUUUUGUGAAUUUGCUGAAACAGUUAGCAAAGAUCCACAAAACAGUAAAGUAGAUAAAGGUGUACUGGGAAGAAUUGGAAUCAGUGCUAUGUGCUUCUAUCACAAGCUGUUGCAGUGGUCCAAGGGAAGGAAGGUCUUAGAGAAACUAUAUGAAUUAAAAAUACACUUUACAAGUUUAAAAGGACUUAUAGGGCCUGAGAAGUUAGCAUCAAGAUGUCAAAUUGUGAAUGUUGCAGCAGAAAUUUUUCUAAAAAGUGGAAGCCUAGAUGGUGCCAUUUGGGUAAUGAGGGAGUCAGAGUGGAUAAUCAAUACGCCUCUGUGGCCUUGUGAUAGACUGGAUGUGCUUAAUCGACAUAAUUUACUCUGUACAAUUGCACAUGAAAUCUUAGCCAAGAGCCUUUAUAGACAGACAUUUGAAGUUUUGCAGAAUCUACCAGGUUUUCAAAAUUCCCAAGAAACUGUGGAAGUCUCACAAUAUAGCCUUCUUUUUAAUAAGCUUCUAGGUUCCUGUAUAGAAAGCAGUAGUCUUGGUAUGUCAUCCUCUGUGGCAGAAUUCAUGAUUUCAAAGAGCAUCCCUAUUGAUUUUUCCUUUCUCAGAAGAUUAAUUACUUCUUUAGGAAGGAGUUGUUUAUGGCUCAAAGCCAGAGCCCACUACAAAAGUGCUCUUUCCUUGGGUUGCUACCCACCAUUGGAAGGAAAUUUAUACCGAAAACUUCUUCUAAUUCCAUCUUAUUUAUCUGAGAUUGAAAUGCUCUUAGCUAUUGAAAUCUUCAUGGUAUCUAAUGCUAGUAGUAUUCAGAGUCCUGGAACUUCUACACAGAUACUGCAGAUAGUUUUGAAAAGGUGUGAAGACAACCAGUCUCGGAGCAGUGAUGAUUAUCAAGCUGCAGUAGAAAGGUUAAUUAUGGCUGCUCGUAUAUCAGAUCCAAAGCUUUUCGUUAAACACAUGACUGUCAAUGUUAAUAAGGAACAGGUUUAUAGUUUGGAACAUUGUUCUGCCCUGAAAUGGUUAAAAGAGAAUAUGAAGUGGGCUGGAAAGGUUUGGCUUUUCAGUAACCAUUAGCUAAUAAAGUCUGCUCUUUUUUUUUUUUUAGUUCAAGUAAUCAUUGUUGAAAAUAAAAGGCAAUAAAAAUAGACAGUUUUCACUAUA
Molecule: messenger RNA, 10784 nt
Organism: Gorilla gorilla gorilla (western lowland gorilla)
Lineage: Eukaryota; Metazoa; Chordata; Mammalia; Primates; Hominidae
Gene: TOPAZ1
Product: testis and ovary specific TOPAZ 1
Exons: 20
Coding region: 5616-10697 (1693 amino acids)
Biological process (GO): spermatocyte division
Source: RefSeq, a predicted model, not a curated record